This is a messenger RNA of Panicum virgatum (switchgrass), 3925 nucleotides long. RefSeq names its product disease resistance protein RPM1-like. The transcript is spliced from 4 exons. Gene Ontology annotation, biological process: defense response to other organism. Gene Ontology annotation, molecular function: ADP binding. The record is from RefSeq and is a predicted model, not a curated record. The coding region runs from base 508 to 3348 and encodes 946 amino acids. Lineage: Eukaryota; Viridiplantae; Streptophyta; Magnoliopsida; Poales; Poaceae.
CCCUCUUGUCCACUGCUCUUGCUCCGAUGCGCUACCGGCCAUGGAAUUCUCGCGCCCCCGUUCGCUUUGCUGUUGACUAGGAGCUUAUUAGGACUAUGUUUUUCUCUUGCACGCUGCUGCUACGAUCCAUCAUUAUUUGUCCAACACCUUAUGGGGGAUCGGGCCAAGAAGGGCCGUGCCUCACGAAUUGUGGGCGGAAUUUUAGAUGAGGCCCUAAAGCCAUCGGUGGAAAAUAAAAUAAGCCCAUUUAUUAUUCAAGAAUUGCGAGAAAAAAACAUGUCUUCAAUUUAAUUGACGUGAAGAAUUGGGCACUGUUGUAUUAAUAGAAAGAAAAACCGGUCUGAAAUACAAUGCCGAGUCCACAGCCUCGGUGAGACGAUGACCAAGACGCCUAGACAAAGCUCAACCAAUCAAUCAAUUCACAAAUAUCAGAACUGCAUGUGCAUGCUGCCCAGAAAUAUACGUAUCUGAUUCUGGCAAAGUGAUAAUUGAGCCACUGGCGAAAAUAUGGCAGAUGCCCUGUUUGUGGUUCUCAGAAAAGUUGGUCUUUUCCUGGGAGAAGGGGCACUAGAGAGGAUUGGCACGGAGAUCGUCGAAGUAGCAUCGAUUUUGACCAAUUUUGAGCAUAGCAUGAAACAAAUCCAGGGCGAGCUUUCAAUUUUGCAGGCCUUUAUUUCCCAGGUCAGUGCACACAAAGAUGGUGACAAGGCAUUUGAUGCCUGGUUGGACCAAGUCAGAGAUGUUUCCCAUGAGGUGGAAGACAUCAUUGAUGAAUAUGCUUACCUUACAGCACAAGCUGUGGAUACAAGCAGCUUCUUCAAGAGAAAGUUCCAUCAGAUCAAGAACUUCGCGUCAUGGCAAAAGUUACCAAUCCAGAUCACUCAAGUUGAAGCUCGAAUUCAGAGGCUAGCGGAAAUGAGGAAUCGGUAUGGCAUCUCAAUAGUUGAAGAUGACAAGGGUAGUAAGUUGCAGCAACCCAAUCAGCUCCGUAUGUCAGAUUCUGCUUACCUGACCGAUAACUCUGAGACAGUGGGGAAUGUCGAUGAGAUUGCAAUAUUGACACAAUGGCUUCUUGAGGAGAAACAAGAGCGAACUAUAAUUGCUAUCUUAGGUAUGGGAGGUUUAGGCAAAACUACAAUCACAAGUAGUGUCUACAAGAAUCAAAAGAUCAGAAGAACUUUUGAUUGUUAUGCAUGGGUUACCCUAUCUCAGACAUACCAAGCCGAAGAGCUACUCAGAGAAAUCAUAAAUCAGUUAAUAGAUCAAAGAACAAGCAUGGCAAGUGGUGUUGUAACUAUGAGUCGCGUGAGAUUAGUUGAGGCAAUACAAAGCUACCUGCAGGACAAAAAAUAUAUGAUCGUCUUGGACGAUGUAUGGGAUAAGGAUGCUUGGUUAUUUUUGAACUAUGCAUUUGCCAGAAACAACUGUGGAAGUAAAGUGCUGAUGACAACACGGCGAAAAGACGUGUCUUCUUUGGCAGCUGAUAGCUAUGUCAUUGAACUCAGAACACUGAGAGAUGCUGAAUCUUGGGAACUAUUCUGUAAAAAGGCAUUUCGUCUAUCAACAAAUAAUGUAUGUCCUGAGAAUCUAACAUCUUGGGCAAAGAAAAUUGUUGCCAGGUGUCAAGGAUUGCCACUGGCCAUUGUAACCAUUGGAAGUAUCCUAUCAUACCGUGAAAUAGAGGAGCAUGCGUGGAAAUUUUUCUAUAACCAACUUAGCUGGCAAUUAGCUAACAAUCCAGAACUCAACUGGAUCUCCAAUGUUCUGAAUUUGAGCUUGAAUGAUCUUCCAAGCUAUCUCAGGAGCUGCUUUCUAUACUGCAGCCUCUACCCUGAAGAUUACAAAAUUAAAAGAAAACUGAUUUCCAGGCUAUGGAUCGCGGAAGGUUUUGUGGAAGAGAGAGGAGAUGGAACAACAAUGGAGGAAGUUGCUGAGUAUUACUUUAGGGAGCUCACUCAGCGUUCUCUUCUCCAGGUCACGGAAAGGAAUGCAUGUGGAAGGCCUAGAACAUUUCUGAUGCAUGAUCUUGUGCGAGAUGUAACUUCAAUCAUUGCUAAAAGGGAGAAGUUUGGUAUUGGAUAUGGUGAUGGUACAACCCAUGUUGCACAUGAAGCUCGCCGCUUAAGCAUCCAAAGAGGUGCCAAGUCCUUACAUUCUUUAGCAAGUACACGGCUCCGCUCCUUCAUUUUGUUUGAUGCUGGAGUACCAUCUUCUUGGAUAUAUGAUAUUUUGUCACGUUUCAGACUGCUGAGGGUCCUAUGCCUAAGAUUUGCCGAUAUUGAAGAAGUGCCGGGUGUGGUCACAGAAUUGUAUAAUUUGCGUUACCUUGAUUUUUCGCACACAAAACUGAAGAAGAUACCGGCAUCAUUCAGAAAACUUGUAAACCUGCAAGUUUUGGAUCUCAGGUUCAGCGGUGUGGAGGAGUUGCCAGUGGAGAUAACUAUGCUAACCAAUUUACGUCAUUUGUUUGUUUUCACAGUCCAUGAUAUUCAAGAAAUAUCAUUGAAUUGCCUCAGUGCUACAAAACUUCCUGGUAAUAUUUGUUACCUAAAGAAUCUGCAAGCAUUGUAUACUAUUUCAGCAAAUAAAAAGUUGGUUUCACAGCUGGGGAACUUGACACUGAUGAGAAGUUUGGCUAUAGUGGAAGUUCACCAAAGCUACGCUGCAGAAUUAUGGAACUCCCUGACAGAGAUGCCUAACCUGAGCAGACUAUUUAUUUCUGCAUGUGAUGUCAAUGAAAUUCUCGACUUGAAUACUCUAAAGCCGUUGCCAAAUCUGACGUUCUUCUGGCUGGCAGGAAAGUUAGAGGGAGGCGUGCUCCCAUCAAUAUUUUCUGAGAACUUAAUGCAGUUAAAAUUAGACUGGUCUGGUCUGAGGAAGGACCCUAUAAGCUCCUUCUGUCACAUGUUAAAUCUUGUUGAAUUGUGUCUCUUGGGAGCAUAUGCUGGGGAACAGUUGAGCUUUUGUACCAGAUGGUUCCCCAAGCUCAAAUCUCUGCAAUUAGGUGACAUGGAUCAUCUGAAUUGGAUUGAAAUAGAGGAUGGAACAAUGAUGAAUCUACAUCUUUUGGAACUUGCUGGUUUAAGAAAUCUAAAGGCCGUGCCUGUGGGCAUCAAGUACCUCAAAACACUUCACCAGAUGUUUCUGACAGAUAUGUCAAAUGAGUUCAUAGAAAGAUUGCAAGGAAGUGACAAUCACAUUGUUCAACACAUACCUGAUAUACAUAAUUUUGACUCUUCUGAUUCUCAAGCAGUGCAUAACUUGAUUUUUCUGCCAUACCUUGCCAAGAAGUUUGGCCCUGGUGCAAUUAAUUAUGCCUCUACAAAACGUGGCUCAUCUGGCUCUUGACAGUGCAAUUGAAGUUGUCUGCAAAAAAUAUGUGGUGCAUUUUUGUGGAUCAAUGCCAGUCAUUAGCUCAUCUAGGUGUCACUGGAUGAUAAGCCACUGUCAAUAAAGAUUUACAGAGGAAGAAUUCACUUAUUCACCGUCUAUCUGCAUGGAGCCAUGGAUGAUGAAGCAUGUCUUUUUAAAGUAUCUGUAUUUGUGAAAAAUGUCCGUCAGAUGAGUCAUCGGACAAGUAGAGCAUUUAAGUGGCAACAUACGACAUGAGCAGGCAGUGCCUGACAGUGUUGAAGCAUAAUUUAUGCCCCCCCUACUAUCGCUAAAUACGUCAACUUGUACAAGUUAUCUGUUAUGUACUGUAAAUUUUCCUACUUCACCAAUUAACUUGGCCUGGGCUCGGAUUCAGAGUCCUCCCUGGCCUCCUCUGCUGUUGGGGAAAUCAUGAAAAAUGUUGAAGGAAGAUCAUGGUGGGUAGGAAGUUACUUUGGUUUGAGGUCGGGUGCGUGUCCUGUAAUACUUCUCAAUAUUUUGACCAUUUAGCUUGAAGCCGGCGACCAAGGUCAAAGAUCAAACCAAUUCUCAA